Molecule: messenger RNA, 670 nt
Organism: Gopherus flavomarginatus (Mexican gopher tortoise)
Lineage: Eukaryota; Metazoa; Chordata; Testudines; Testudinidae
Gene: TDRD1
Product: tudor domain containing 1
Exons: 3
Coding region: 184-579 (131 amino acids)
Source: RefSeq, a predicted model, not a curated record
CACUUUUGAAAGUUGGACUUGGGUACUUUUGAAAAUUAAUUAAGCAUAAAUGCUUUAAAUGGCUGUCCUCAAGUGUGUAAUAUGUAGACAAUUCCAAUUUAGAAGUCACCUAUAUUCGUUUCUAAAUAGGGCAGUGUGACACCUGUUGAUGCACACAAGAUAGAAGAUGACAUCAAGAAAAUAAUGCUUUCUGACUUGCAAAAUCUAGGGCUCAAAAAAGAUAUGGAAAUACAGGGUACAGUCACAGAAUUCAGGAACCCAAGUGAAUUUUACAUACAGGUCUAUUCUUCAGAAGUUGUAGAAUAUAUCAGCAAACUUACUGUGAAACUGAAAGAUUGUUAUGCAAAUAUUGUUAACCAAGAGGAAUAUAUUCCUAUCAAAGGGGAAGUUUGUGUUGCAAAAUAUUCUCUGGAUCAGACCUGGAACAGAGUACUGGUAAAAAAGGUGGAUAUCUUACAGAAGAAAGCACAAGUGUUAUAUAUCGAUUAUGGCAAUGGAGAAAAUGCUCCACUAGAUUGGAUUAAACCACUCCACAAAGACAUUGAACUGUUUCCUCCCUGUGUGAGUAUUUCUUUUUAACUUCUAACAGCUAGUUGGGUGAGCAAAAGUUGUAUUUAAAAUGAACAGUUGUCAAUUAAAUCACUGUUUCUAGUGGCAUGCUAUAAUUGCA